AUGCAACAGAUUUGGGCCUGCUCCAAGUUUUCUCACCUCAUCCCUAUUCUAGGGGGUGGGGUGUCCUCUGCUAUGCUGGAUUUUAUUCGGGGGUGGAAGGUGCUAAUUCCUUGGGCUGACUUGGAGCUUUUGUUGGUUAUGUUAUGGUCGAUUUGGUGCGCACGGAAUCGAUCUAUUUCGGUUUCUCAUGCGGGUGGCUUACUCGAGGGGAUCAGAGCAUGGUCGGAUAAUUAUCUUAGUAUAUAUAAGCAGGCGCAGGGCGUUUCUCUCCAUGAGGUGGAUCAACCAAGGCAGCUUUGGGCCGGAGGUUGGAACCCACCGUUGAACCCCUUUCUCAAGGUGAAUGUAGACGCGGCCGUCUCGAAAGAGGAGGGAGCAGGAGUGGGGGUUAUCCUCCGAGAUUCUUAUGGGGUCGUCUAUCUUGCUGCGGUUUGGCCCCUUUCUUUCAUUCCAAGCGUCGAUUGGGCGGAAUGUUUCGCGGUUUUUGACGGUUUGCGACUAGGAGUGGAGGCUGGUUUGGACGAUUCGGAGAGCCGGCAAUACCGCUGCUCAUAUGCUUGCUCGCCGGGCCGUAUCUUCUCCUGGAUUUCAAGUUUGGUUGGAGGAAGCGCCUCUGGAGCUUUCUGGAGCGUUGGAGGAGGACCGCGAGUUUUGUUUUCGCUUUAUUUAAUUUCUGUUUUACCUUUGCGCUGUUUUGUUCUGUAA
Momordica charantia (bitter melon) is the source of this 705-nucleotide messenger RNA. The record is from RefSeq and is a predicted model, not a curated record. NCBI's taxonomy places the organism in Eukaryota, Viridiplantae, Streptophyta, Magnoliopsida, Cucurbitales, Cucurbitaceae.